AAGGGCACGUUCCGGAGCAAAGGAAGCUGAGAGGGAAGGCAACACUCCUUUCCUCUUCGACCAUCUGGCCGCUCUGUUGCCAAGCAUGCUGCUCUCCUUGCUUCUCUGCGCAGGGAUUGUGAGCGGAUUCCGCCCUAACCAUGAAUCGGGAGACAUCUCUUCAAAUGACUUCACAGAUACUGACAUCACGGAAUUGGGGGCACUGCGGGCUGUAGCCUGGUACAUGGAGAAGAACCCUCUGCCUGGAAGACCUGCCAUGGCGCCCGGGGAGCUAACAAACAUGGUCCCAUUGAAUGCAACCGGGCUCUUCAAGGCCUAUUACCAAGCUGAUGUCUCUUCCAGCCGAUUCAUGAAAGCCAUCCAGGAAAUUGUCACUGGAAAUAAUCUAGUGGAAUCAUCUAACGACAACAACUACUACUACUUCUAUUGUGAACAGAUUAGCAAAAGUAUUAACCAAAUUCAAAUUCUGAGUGACUCCAUGCUUUAUAGUCUGAGAGGGGAAUUAGACUCAAGUGCCUUGGAAGCAUCUCGCCUCAGUGCUGGAAGAGCUCUUCACGUGGUUCAGAAAUUCUUCAGCAACACCAACUGGGUCGAAAUGGGAAAGGACAGCCCUUACGAAUACUUGUUAAAUCCAAAUAGUCCAGUCAUUCCCACUGCACCAGCUUCUAAGAAGACAUGUGCUAAUUGUGAAAAAGGACCAAGGAACGAGUUACAGUGUGAGGACAACCUCCUGGUGAAAGACAUGCUUACAAGUGGAUAUAAAGUUUCAAAUUCCUGUAGGAACAAACCACCAGGCAAAUGUGGGCAUGGUGGGAAAAAUGAUUUGACUCAACUGUUCCCUCCCACUGGUGGCAUCAACAAGGAGACGUCCAAUCCCGAACUUUCACCACACUACCGCCUGCAUCACAAAGCAGCAGAAUUAGCCAUCGAAGCCACCAGGAACUUUUUUGUUGGAGACGAUAUCGGCCUCUUAGCUAAAGUGGGAGAUGAUACUUUUAAGAAGUUUUUCAACCUGGAUGGUUAUUCCCUCACCUUUGUGGUGGACACGACCGGCAGCAUGUCAGAUGACAUCCGCCAAGUCAAAAUCAAAUGCAACGAACUCCUCCAAAAGUAUUCCAGCUCUCCGGACAGACCUUAUAAUUACAUCCUUGUGCCCUUCAACGAUCCCGAUUUUGGACCCGUCAUUAAGACCCAAAGUGUGGACGAAUUGGAAUCUGCAAUCUCUCGCCUGACUGCUACUGGAGGUGGUGACUGCCCAGAAAUGUCCAUGUCUGGCUUGAAACUGGCUUUGCAACAGAGCUUGCCAAGAUCUGAGAUCUUUUUCUUCAGUGAUGCUGGAGCAAAAGAUGAGCAUCUGAAGGGAGAAGUGGACAUUCUGAUUGAGUCUACUAAGUCCAAAGUGAACAUUCUCCUCACAGGCUAUUGUUCCAGCAGGAAACGCAGAGCUACGCCUCGGCCAGCAGCCUCUGGACGAGCUUACGACAACGUCUACGAAGGAUUGGCAUCCUUUUCCGGUGGCUACUAUGUGAACACGAAGAAAAAACAACUUUCUAGGGCCCUUGGCCUACUGGAGAUGUCCCUGAAUGCCGCUCCUGUUAAAAUAGCCCACAGUCGUGUGGAUGGGUCUCAGUUCUCCUUCCCUGUGGAUGAAACUCUCUCCCAAAUAUCAGUCUCAGUCAAGACUUUAAGGCGUGAGAGGUUCAACUUUAAGGUCUUGCAACCUUCAGGUGACCCAUUCACAAAACCUCGAAUGUUGGUUGACACAAGUAAUCACAAGAUCGUGAAGAUAUCUCCUAUCCCUCAGCAAGGUCGGUGGACCGUGUCUGUGACUCCCAGGGGCUCUUACGAGGUAGACGUUAGAGGCAAGAGUUUGCUUGACUUUACCUACCAGAUAAUGGAAAAGCAGAAUGGCUACAUGCUUCCAAUCCAAGGACAGCCUACAAAAGGAUCAAACUAUACCAUCUCUUUAAAGAUGCUGGGGCCAGCCAGAGGCACCCAGAUGCAGCGUCUGAUCAUUUCUGAUGGACUAGAAGGUCCUAUUCACGCUAUCAUUUUAAACCAAACUUCUGAUGCCCUCGGAAAUAGCUUGGCCCUUGCUCCGAUUCAUCUGGAUUCGUUGUCUCCGAUGCUGAAAUUAGAAGGUCUGUCUCCCAGCAACCUGCCCUUCUCACGUCUCAACAUCAAUCCUAUCCAUGUGGCGUCAGUGAGGAUUCUACCCCUGGCAGACCAAGAUAGUAACUUGUUGCCCGGUGGGAGCGUAGAGUUCUCUGUCCAGGUGGUGAAUGAUGGAUCCGCUGCAACAUUCACCUUUAACGUCCGCGAUGACCUGGGUUUCACACAGACCUUUAGACCUACACAAGGUUUCCUGAGGAAAGGAGAGAGCACCAUUCUCACGGCGACUUUUGUGGCACCUGCCAAGAGCUCUGACUUUGCCUCAAGUCUUGCAACAUUUACAGCGAAAACCAGUUCAUCGCAAAAUUACCUGACUCUGCCCAUCACUGUCAUUCCCAAAACAGCGUUGGAAACUGAAGAAAACCCACCAGUCUAUCACCUUCUCCAUUUCUAUAUGCCUUGUGGAGCUGACAGCCAGCACAGACCCAACUGCUCUCAACACAUCUGGCACAUGACAUUUUCUGCUGAGGAUGCUGAAACUGCUGUUAGUGUCCAGAUCAGCCCGGAUCCCCGUGCUUUAUCUUGUCGCCCAGAAGAGGAGGGCAAUGAUAAGAAGCUUAUCUGUGAUUACAAGUCAAGCUGCUGUUCUCCUUUAGCCGAGAUCCUGAUCAGUGAUGAGAAUGGCAACGUGAACAAUUUCACCGUGGAUUACAACACACAGCCUCCCACCCCAGCCUUGUGA
This is a messenger RNA of Protobothrops mucrosquamatus (brown spotted pit viper), 2854 nucleotides long. RefSeq names its product von Willebrand factor A domain-containing protein 7-like. The transcript has 18 exons. The coding region runs from base 86 to 2854 and encodes 922 amino acids. NCBI's taxonomy places the organism in Eukaryota, Metazoa, Chordata, Lepidosauria, Squamata, Viperidae. The record is from RefSeq and is a predicted model, not a curated record.